This is a messenger RNA of Amorphotheca resinae ATCC 22711, 879 nucleotides long. RefSeq lists its product as hypothetical. NCBI's taxonomy places the organism in Eukaryota, Fungi, Ascomycota, Leotiomycetes, Helotiales, Amorphothecaceae. The record is from RefSeq and is a predicted model, not a curated record. Gene Ontology annotation, cellular component: nucleus; cytoplasm. Bases 1 to 879 code for a protein of 292 amino acids. Gene Ontology annotation, molecular function: protein serine/threonine kinase activity; ATP binding. The transcript has 2 exons. Gene Ontology annotation, biological process: protein phosphorylation; mitotic DNA damage checkpoint signaling.
AUGGAAAAUAUCGGAUCUACAAGUAUCAUUGAACAUAUCCGACCCGGAGUCGUUCUCAAGCAGCCGAUCGAGUUCCAGACCAAAGAACUUGCAGAAAAGGUCGACCUCUGCUUUUCUGUCGAGCCGCUCAUACUCCAGAAACUUGGACAGCACCCAAGAAUUGUGAAAUAUCUCGGACAAGAAGGCCGUGGCCUACUCCUCGGCCAAGCAAGCCACAGCAAUCUUCAAGACUAUAUCGAUAACAAUCCUUCGAUUGACCUGCGCCAGCGUAUAAUAUGGUGUCGGCAGUUGACCGAAGCUGUCUCUUAUAUUCAUAGCCAUGGCGUGGUCCACUCCGAUCUUCGACCUAGGAACGUCCUUGUCCAUGAAACUGCCCCAGGUUCUCGGGACUUGCUGCUCUGCGAUUUCGGUGGAUCUACAUGCGAUGAAUUAGGUCUGGAUGGAGGCUGCCUUCCUGACGGUCCGUUUUACCAUCCUGUUUUUGGACUCGAGUCAACCCCAGCUCUCGACAUAUUUGGCCUUGGGUCUCUCUUUUACACCAUUCUGACUGGGCGCUGGCCUUACAGAUCUUCCUCUGGGCCACCCAAAACAAUAGAUGAUAAGAUCGCAUAUGAGAAGGAAGUCGCUGAGGCGUUCAACCAGGAAAGAUACCCUGAUCUGACAGGAGUAAUAGGAGGCAGUGUGAUUUUAGCCUGUUGGAUGAAGCAAUACUCGACAGCAGAGGAGGUUCUGCAUGCUUUACGAAGGGAAAUGCCGAUCUUCGAGGACGGGGCAGAUAUAAAGCAGGCUGAUCCCAUCUCGAUCCUCUUUCGAGUAACAAUUCCCGUUGCGGUCCUGAUAGUCUCCACAUAUGUAUUUUUACGGCAACGGCCACAAUAA